Molecule: messenger RNA, 3026 nt
Organism: Malurus melanocephalus (red-backed fairy wren)
Lineage: Eukaryota; Metazoa; Chordata; Aves; Passeriformes; Maluridae
Gene: CHAF1A
Product: chromatin assembly factor 1 subunit A
Exons: 15
Coding region: 131-2773 (880 amino acids)
Biological process (GO): nucleosome assembly
Cellular component (GO): CAF-1 complex; nucleus
Source: RefSeq, a predicted model, not a curated record
CGCCCCGGCUCCCGCCAAGUACGAGCGGGACGGGCCCGGGAGCGGCGGGGGYUGCGCGGGCCGGGCCGUGUCGGGUUCGGCCACCGCCGCCCGGGACGGCCGCUCAGCCGCGCCGGCCGCCGGGACAGCCAUGGAGUGCAGAGACAAAGCUGCUGUUCCUCCACGGAAGCUUGUCCAAGCUCGGUUGCCCUUCAAGCGCCUCAAUCCCGUGCCAAAGGAAAAAUUCGAUGUGGAUUCAGAAGUCAAAAAAGUCAAGAGCUCCCCGAGUGCUUUUGUUCCCAGCAAGGAUCCCUCCYUGGAUGCCUCCGGUGCCUCCCUGGACAAUGUGGAGAACGACUGCCAGCUGGGCUCAGAUGGGAAUUUAACUCCAAAACUCGUCAAUGGAAAGGGUCCCUUAGACCAUUUUAUCCAGAAAACCUCGGGAGGUGACACAAACGACCCUGGGGUUGUUCCUGACCCUCCUCAGGACUCUGCCCAUGGAUUUGGGGACAGCACAGACCGGGCUGAUCUGGAUUCCAGAGCUGCUGUAACCAACGGGACAGAACUAAAACCGUCCAGCUGCCCAAAUUCCUCACAGAGCAUCCCAAAAAAUGACCCCACAGAGACUUCUGAGGCACGGGAGGAUUUGGGAGGCAGCACAAACGAACUGAAGGAUGUGCUUUUUGAGGGGAAGGUGCCUGUGGUGCUGCUGGAGGAYAUCAUGAGUGGAAAAUCACCACCCGUGGUUUCUCUGGAAACGUCAGACAACGAGGCCAUGGAAUCAUCUCACGAGGGGGACUCAGGACUGAGCAAUUCCUCACUGAGCUCAGGGAGCUCGCCCGAGGUGCAGCUGGUGGCAGAAUCCAAGAGGAACACGAGUCCUUUGGCUGCCUCCACACCUGCCAGGAAGGUACCUCAGAAAUUCCACAGGAGCUCGGCAGAGAAGGAGAAGCUGAGAUUGCAAAGAGACCAGGAACGAGCUGACAAACUCCAAAAGCUUCAAGCAGAGAGGGAGGAGAAGGGGAGGCUGAAGGAAGAAGCAAAAGCUGCAAAAGAACGAGCCAAGGARGAGGCCAAGAAGAGAAAAGAGGAAGAGAAGGAGUUGAAAGAGAAAGAAAGGAGGGAAAAGAAAGAAAAGGAAGAGAAGGAAAAAGCUGAGAAGCUGCGAGUGAAGGAGGAGAAGCGCAAGGAGAGGCAGGAGGCUUUGGAGGCAAAACUCGAGGAGAAGAGAAAGAAAGAGGAGGAGAAACGGUUAAAGGAGGAGGAAAAGCGCCUGAACGCCCAAAAAGCAGAAAUCACCAGGUUCUUCCAGAAACCAAAGACUCCMCAAGCCCCGAAGACUCUUGCUGGCUCCUGUGGGAAGUUUGCUCCUUUUGAAAUCAAGGAGAACAUGGUUUUAGCCCCUCUCAGYCGUGUUGCCCUGGAUCCAGAUUAUCUGGAGCAGCUGGAUAAACUCCUGCACGCCCAAAAUGGUGAYUUUUCCUUCCUGAUGGAUCUAAAACGUCGUAAACCACGAAAAACAGGGCCCACUUUGGUCAAUGACAGCAGUGACAGUAUCAACAGUGACGUGGUGGUGGUGGACAGCUGCCAACCUGAUGGUGUCCCUGAGAGGGAGAAAUUUGGCAGGAUGAAGCUGCUGCAGUUCAGUGAAAAUCACCGUCCUGCCUACUGGGGUACCUGGAACAAGAGAACCUCCCUGAUCCGUGCCAGGAAUCCCUGGUCCAAGGACACCAAACUGCUGGACUAYGAGGUGGACAGUGAUGAAGAGUGGGAAGAGGAAGAGCCUGGAGAAAGCCUCUCUCACAGUGAGGAGGAUGAUGAAGAGGAGGGAGAGGAUGAAGAUGAGGACGAUGGGUUUUUUGUACCCCAUGGGUACCUAUCUGAAGAUGAAGGUGUGACAGAGGAAUGUGAUCCAGAGAACCAGAAAGUUCGGCAGAAACUGAAAGCCAAGGAAUGGGAUGAGCUGAUAGCAAAAGGCAAGAGAUUCCAUGUCCUGCAGCCUGUGAAGAUUGGCUGUGUCUGGGAAUGGGCAGCACAGGACAGCAGCACCAGCUCAGACCUGAAGAUUCUCCAGCAGUUCACAGCCUGUGUGCUGGAGCCUCCCGUGGCAGAGGAAGAGCAGCAGACACAGAAAUGCAGCAAAAAACGAGCAAARGAUCAGCAAAUCCUGGGCCACCUCCUGCCGCUGCUGCACGGCAACGUGCACGGGAGCAAGGUGAUCAUCCAGGAGUUCCAGGAGUGCUGCCGCCAGGGACUGCUCAGCGUUUCGGGGACCGAUGGCAGCGACGGGAGCCCCCCACGACCCCACACCCCUGGAGCAACCCCCGAGGAUGGAGGGGUCCCCUCCAAAGCUCGGCUCAAGAGGAUCAUUUCUGAGAACUCUGUGUACGAGAAGAGGCCCGAGUUCAGGAUGUGCUGGUACGUGCACGCCGAGGUUCUGCGCAGCUUCGGCCGGGAGCACCUGCCYGUCCCCUGCCAGUGGAAUUAUGUCACCCAAGUGCCCUGUGCUGGCAAGGAGGAGGUGGGCACCGUGCCAGGCGUGGCUGUGGCAYUGCCAACACCCCUGGCAGCCAAGAGGAAGGCCACCCACAGCAUGUCCAUCACCAAGUUCAUGAAGAGACCUCGGGAUGCGGAGCAGGCUGCAGAGAUGGAUGGAUUUCAGGCAGACACUGAGGAGGAUGAGGAAGAUGAUGACUGCAUGAUUGUGGAUGUACAGCCAGCAAAAGGUUCUACAGCUUCAGAAUCCAGUGGCACAAGAGCUGCUCACCAGGACAGCCCAUCUAAUAGAGUUUGAGACUUAAAUGCCUACUAACUCCUCUGUAUGUAUGUAGAAUGAGCUAGAACAUUUUAAACCUUGUGUAUCUUUGACCGAGAUACUUGCAAGUAUUCCACAUUUCUUGUAAAGAGAAGACAGCACUUUGUUCUGCUUCAGACCAGAUGGAAGCUUAAAUUUCUAGUUUUAACUUUUUAGCUUUUUUUUUUUUUAAAAAAAAAARAAAAAAACCCUGCAUAUUAAUCUGUCCUUAAUAAAGCAUUAUUGAAAUGUU